Messenger RNA from Perognathus longimembris pacificus (Pacific pocket mouse), 2004 nucleotides. RefSeq names its product UbiA prenyltransferase domain containing 1 (gene Ubiad1). Gene Ontology annotation, biological process: vitamin K biosynthetic process; menaquinone biosynthetic process. The record is from RefSeq and is a predicted model, not a curated record. The transcript has 2 exons. Gene Ontology annotation, molecular function: prenyltransferase activity. Gene Ontology annotation, cellular component: endoplasmic reticulum; Golgi membrane. Bases 286 to 1302 code for a protein of 338 amino acids. NCBI's taxonomy places the organism in Eukaryota, Metazoa, Chordata, Mammalia, Rodentia, Heteromyidae.
GAGGCCGACGCACAAGAUGGCGGCCCCGGCGGCCCACGGGCGGCUGGCCGCUGAGCCCGGUCCUUGAGCAGGCGUGGCGGGGCUCGGGGUUUGGGGACAGGCCUCGCGCGGGUGACAGGUGGACGUGGUGGCACCGCUGGGCCUCGGGGCCGGGGGUGUGGGUGACCUUGCGUGCGCCCCAGCCCUGCCCGGGGGCGGGCCCAGAAAGGAAGGUCAGGCCCGGCGGCCCCGGCGCUCACGGGAGCGCCUCGCCUGGCGAGUUCACCGCACCCACGUGCAGCCUUCAUGGCUGCCUUGCCGGCCCCGGGACCGAAGAUCCACAUCCAAGCCGGAGACGGCGUCCAGGCCGGGGAGAGGGAGCCGCUGGGCCCCGGCGGGCCGGAGCAGGACCGGCCUCCCCAGCGCUCCUGGAGGCAGAAGUGCGCCUCCUACGUGCUGGCCCUGAGGCCCUGGAGCUUCAGUGCCUCUCUCACCCCGGUGGCCCUGGGCAGUGCCCUGGCGUACCGAUCCCAGGGCGUCCUGGAUCCCAGGUUGCUGGUGGGCUGUGCCGUGGCUGUCCUGGCCGUGCACGGGGCCGGGAAUUUGGUCAACACGUACUAUGACUUUUCCAAGGGCAUUGAUCACAAGAAGAGUGAUGACAGGACUCUGGUGGACCGCAUCUUGGAGCCUCAGGACGUUGUUCGGUUUGGGGUCUUCCUCUACACCCUGGGCUGUGUCUGUGCCGCCUGCCUGUACUACCUGUCCUCUCUGAAACUGGAGCACCUGGCGCUCAUCUACUUCGGAGGCCUCUCCGGCUCCUUUCUGUACACAGGAGGCAUUGGAUUCAAGUACGUGGCCCUGGGCGACCUGGUGAUCCUCAUCACUUUCGGCCCGCUGGCGGUGAUGUUCGCCUACGCCGUGCAGGUGGGCUCGCUGGCGACCUUCCCCCUGCUCUACGCCAUCCCGCUGGCCCUCAGCACCGAGGCCAUCCUUCAUUCCAACAACACCCGGGACAUGGAGUCCGACCGGGAGGCGGGCAUCGUCACGCUGGCCAUCCUCAUCGGCCCCACCCUCUCCUACGUGCUCUACACCGUGCUGCUCUUCCUGCCCUACCUGGGCUUCAGCGUCCUGGCCACGCACUGCAGCAUCAGCCUGGCGCUGCCCCUGCUCACCAUGCCCGUGGCCUUCUCCCUGGAGCGGCAGUUCCGCAGCCAGGCCUUCAACAAGCUGCCCCAGAGGACAGCCAAGCUCAACCUCCUGCUGGGGCUCUUCUACGUCUUUGGCAUCAUCCUGGCGCCAGCCGGCAGCCUGCCCAGACUCUGAGGGCACCGGCAGCGCCCCGCACACCCCCUUUCUCACCAGCAAGGAGACAGCUGGCGGCGUGGUCCUGGUCGCGGGGACUGCGAGCUCCCCCUUUUGUGUUAGGCUUGCACUCUGUUUGGUCUGUCUGCCGGUGUACGCACUCUGGUGUCCCGAGGGCAACUGGCGACUUCGGUCCUGGUUUUACUUAGUUUCCACUAGAGGGCGCCCUCAAGUCACUGUAGAAUGCAGUGGAGCACGCACCACCUCAUUUCACCGUCCACAGCUUCUCCAACCCAGCCUGGGUUCGCCUCGCACACCCAGCGAGCCCCGGUUGCCAAGUGCCGUGCUGUCCUGUUAUCCUGGUCACACAGUAAAUGGCAGUAAUGGGUGUCAGGCCCCACGAGUAUGCGUGCGCCUGGCUGUUGUCAGCGCUGGUGAUGGCUGCUCGCUGGACAAUGCCCCCCUCCCCCCAUAGCAGGCCUGUGUCGUGCUCAGCUUUCUGUCUGAAGGAUGCUUCUGCCCCUCCUCUCUCCUUUCACUUAGUGCCACCAUGGAGGAACAUGUCAGACCCUCUGCCCGCUGCAGCAAGACGGCCACGCGGGGCCUGGGGCGGGGGGGGACCCACCUGGAGUGACCCAGAAGGGCACUCUGCUUUAGUUAGCUCACACCUGUGAUCCCGGCUACUCAGGAGGCCGAGAGCUGAGGAUCGCAGUUCAGAGCCAG